Symbiodinium pilosum is the source of this 1536-nucleotide messenger RNA. Lineage: Eukaryota; Dinophyceae; Suessiales; Symbiodiniaceae. The record is from the annotation of a GenBank genome assembly.
AUGGCUUUGGUAGCCUGGCCGCAAAAGCCUGAGCCUGCAGAGCCUCGCGCCUGCCCUGAAUGGUUGCCGCUGAGAUGGGGCAACAGCGCAAUGCUGCAACGCUUGCUAGAGGCUGCUGGCUCGUUUAGAGAAAGUGGCAGAAUAGAGAAACAGACAUGGGAAGCCUUCAAAGAUGCUUUUACAUUACAUAUGCAGUGCGAUCAGAUGCACCUCGCUUUCUCGGCAGCGCUGCCUUUGUUCUUUGAAGCCUUGAGAAGUGGAGAGGGUGGCGGUGGUGAUGCUCAGUGCGGCCGCGGACAACUCGCCUUCCACAGAGAUCAUAUUGACAUUUGUGUUCCUGUUUGCAUCCGGCUGCUCGAAAGGUUGCAGUCCUUGUCGCGAUUCGGCGAUCGUCCACCUGCAUGCCCUCCAGAAGAUAUUCCAAAAUGGAAAUAUGUUCGUGAGCUUUGCUCUCAAGCUGCUCUGUCACUGGAUGUUGCGCGGCUUGUUUACCUGGAGCAACGUAGAAAAAAGCGUGAUCCCCGAGAUGCACACAACGUGGAUCUGGGUGCCAUUCAAGAGCGCAUUCCCCAAACAGAGGACAGGCAAGUGGUCCACAAGCCAGAUUCCACAGCCAAAGAGGCCGUGACAAGCCAGCUUGUCCUGGAUUCUGAUUCAUCUCAUGCAGUGAUGGGUGCGCCAGCCAAAGUGCGGCAAAGCCUGCAAGUUGUGGAAACUGAAGAAUGUAGCUCCUCUAGCACAAGCUUGCAGAGGGCAGACAUCCAGGAAUACAAACGUAUCAGACAUUUUGCUUUAGUUCGGGCGGGCCGUUUCCUCAAGGCUGUGCAAGCUCCGAUGGAUCAGCUCAGAGAGGAAAGCGAGAGCCUCUCCAUCAUGUCAGGAGUUGACCCUGGUUCGGCGAUCCGUGAACUAUUGUACCCUUGCUUCGGAAGCUUUGUGGAGCAGCAGCUGUUGCCCCUCUAUGUGCGCGACAUUGAGCUGGUCACCAUGGACGAGGUGCUUCAAUACUAUUGCGCCGUUCCUGUGGACAUAGAAGACGAGCGCAGAGCACGACAAAUUUUGGGUGUCAACCCAGAGUCUAGAUUGAAAAGACGGCACAGUACAGCAUCAUCGGCUUCUACUACACCGAUCGCCAAUCAGAAGGAGCCAACGCUGAUGGUACAGUUUCAGGCGUCCAGCUUCGACAAGAAGAAGAUGCGAAUCCCGACGUCCGUGAUCGAGAACCGGCGGUACGGCAAGCCGCAAGCUGUACCAAAGGAUGUUCCCGUGGUCUUAAAUGUGGCGAGGCCCUCCAUUGGAGUCCACAGUCGGGAGACGAUCCCACUCACGCCAUCAAAAAAGAGCCGCAGUGAACGUGAACCAGCCACUGCUUUGUGGAAGUCUCCAGGGGAAAUCAUGACAACCCCUCCCGCGAAACGUCGAUUAAAAAAAUCGCCAGUGACUUGGGAAAGGGUUCCGCGUGGACUCGUGGGCAUAGUGGACACCCCUCCUCCUCCACGCAGCUUGAUAGCAGACUACUCGGCAAUGGGAGCGUAG